This is a messenger RNA of Pimephales promelas (fathead minnow), 1615 nucleotides long. NCBI's taxonomy places the organism in Eukaryota, Metazoa, Chordata, Actinopteri, Cypriniformes, Leuciscidae. The record is from RefSeq and is a predicted model, not a curated record.
GUUCAAUGAAGUUACUACUCUAACGUUACCUAAGCUGCCUGUCCAGAAGUAUGGAUUCCUGUUUUCUGAUAUUCAUGCUUGUCUUUGCUUUCAGUCUUUCCAAUGGACAGAGGAUGCUCAAGUUUGUCACUGUGCUCUAUCGCCAUGGCGACAGAUCUCCAAUCGAUGCCUAUCCAACUGAUCCCUACAAGGAGAGCGACUGGCCCCAGGGUUUUGGACAGCUCUCUAAAGAGGGAAUGCAGCAGCACUAUGAACUAGGUCAGUUUUUAAAGAAACGCUACAGAGGAUUCCUAAGUGAGGACUAUAACCAUCAUGAGAUAUUCAUCAGAAGUACAGAUCUGGACCGGACUCUGAUGAGUGCCCAAGCGAAUCUGGCUGGCAUGUUCCCACCAAACAGUUCUGAAAAGUUUAAUGCAUCUUUGAAUUGGCAGCCGAUACCAGUUCACACAGUCCCAGAGGCUAAAGACUGUCUGCUCUCAUACCCGCUGAGAGACUGUCCACGUUACACACAGCUCAUGAACGAGACUAAAAAAUCAGAGCCUUUUAUUAACAUGACUGUCACUUACAAGGAAUUUCUAGAAAUGGUGAGAAAUAAAACUGGACUGAAGACAGCUACCGUUGAUUCUGUUUGGAUCGUCUAUGACACGUUGUUCUGUGAGAAAAACCAUAAGAAGUUGCCACCACCGGACUGGGUGAAUAAAGAUGUGAUGGAAAAACUGAAGGUGCUGAAGGACUUUUCUUAUCAGAUUAUGUUUGGAGUCUAUAAGAGUAAGGAGAAGUGCAGACUUCAGGGAGGUUUGCUGUUAAAUCAGAUCAUUCAGAGUUUCUUAACCGCAGCAGCUCCAGACACCAAACAACAACUGAAGAUGAUGGUAUACUCGGCUCAUGACACAACUAUUGUAGCUCUACAAGAAGCCCUGGGUGUGUUUAAUGGCCUGCAGCCGCCUUACGCCUCGUGUCAUCUAAUCGAACUUCACCAGGAAGAGAACGGGACGUUUUCAGUGGAGAUGUUUUAUCGCAAUGACAGCACUGUGCUUGAGCCGUACGCUGUGUCUUUACCGGGAUGUUCCCAGCGCUGCCCCCUACAGGACUUUGUGAACCACACACGGGACGUCAUUCCACAAGACAGGAGGAAAGAGUGUGAGAUAAAGGAAGAAGCCUCAGACAGUGAUGUAAAGCGGGAACACAGCCAGAUCCUCGGGCCGGACAGAGCCAAACACCUCAACGACAUGUCUGACUGCCUACGUCACUGCUUCAGAAAAUAUAGAAACAUAUAAACCUUCUCGGUGAUAUACAUAUUUUUUUUAGAAAGUAUUGUUUAUUUUUUUUUAUCUCCCCAGUAAUGUAUUUACAUAAAAAACUAGAAUAGAAUAGAAAAAGAAUAUUGAGAAGAUUUAGUUGAGUUUUGGUUGAAGAUCCUCACACUGUGUGUGUGUGCGUGUGUUUGAGUGAGUAUCAGUUUGACAAGUUUAGUAUUAGUGAAGAAUUUAAACUCAAAGCUGCUGUAAUGAAAUAUUAAGAAACAAUAUUAAGACACAUGUUUGUUCUUUUCAACUCACAACUUUUUUGAAUGUCAAAGCUACAGAAAUGACAAAAUAAAACAUCCACACAUUUA